GCCGCCGCCGCUGCAUCCUACCUCUGACUCUGUUUUGUCUCUUUUUCUCUUGACUCUUUCACUCCACAGAGACAAAACGGGGUAAAACAAGGGGAGGAAAGAGAGGAAAAGUGGCCGCUACAGGGCGAACCACAACAAUGCCCCGGUCCUGACUAAAAUUGAAUGGAUUAGCCAAUCUAUUCUGAGCUCUAAUGAGAUUAGAGAGUCAGCGCAGACAUGGGUCGUGGCGGCGUGGUACCUUUCGUUGAGCUCCUCGGGGAACAUUUUCCCUGUCAGCAGUCCUCCAGACGUGGAAAUGGCGUUUUUGAUGCUGAAGAUGCCGCGGGUACCAGGGGACAAUAACAGACAUUUGAAUGCACGCUCACCUGUGCCGCUUUUGUGGCGCGCGGAUUCCUAGAAGUAGAAGUAGUAGUAGAAGUAGCAGCAGUAGUAGUAGUAGUAGCGGUGGUGGUAGUAGUAAAGGAGGACAAAAUGAAGUACCAGAAAUAUAUCACGGUGAUGCAGAUGGCCAUGGGAGUGACAGCCUCCAACAAAGACUGCCUCCCCACUAAGAGACAGCUGUGGGUGACCCCGCCAGAUGGAGAGACAUCCCCCUCAGGUGCUCCUGGGUGUUCAGAUGAGCCUCUAGGUGCUACCGGUGGCGCUGGUGCUAUGGCAAUGUCCGCCACCUCCACCCUCUUGUUGCCCGUGAGCCAGGGUAAACCUUCCCUGCGUCGCAUCAAAGGCCGCAUUCACCGUAGCAAGAGCCUGGACAGCAUUGAUCUGCUCGACUCCAAUAGUGCAGCGAUGGAGGAAACGGUCAUAUGGGAACAGCACACAGUGACCCUUCACAGGGCCCCAGGAUUUGGGUUUGGUAUUGCCAUCUCAGGUGGGCGAGACAACCCUCAUUUCCAAAGUGGAGAGACAUCCAUCGUGAUAUCUGAUGUUUUGAAAGGAGGUCCUGCGGAGGGACUGCUGCAAGAAAAUGAUCGAGUGGUGAUGGUCAACGCAGUCUCUAUGGACAACGUAGAGCAUGCGUACGCUGUGCAGCAACUCCGCAAGAGUGGAAAAAAUGCAAAGAUAACUAUCCGUAGGAAAAGGAAAGUGCAGAUCCCUGUUUCUCGGCCAGGGGACAGAGAAACAAUGUCAGAGCACGAGGAAGAGGAUAGUGAUGAGGAUGAUGGCUAUGAGCACCACAGCGGUCGUGGUGGCCAAAGUGCCUAUGGAGGAGCAAGCGGAGGCACGGGCCCUGGCAGGCGUCACGAGCGUGAACGUAGCAACAGCAGCAGACGGGAUCACAGUGCCUCGCGGGAGAGGAGCAUCUCACCACGCUCCGAUCGCCGAUCACAAGCCUCUUCUGCUCCACCCAGGCCUUCUAAGGUCACCCUUGUCAAGUCCCGCAAAAAUGAAGCAGAAUAUGGACUGCGUUUGGCCAGCCAUAUCUUUGUAAAGGAUAUCUCUCCUGAGAGCCUUGCUGCCAGAGAUGGAAACAUCCAGGAGGGAGAUGUUGUACUGAAGAUCAAUGGCACAGUUACAGAGAACCUAUCACUGAUAGAUGCCAAGAAGCUGAUUGAGAGGUCAAAGGGCAAGUUGAAGAUGGUGGUGCAGAGAGAUGAGAGAGCCACGCUGCUCAACAUUCCUGACCUUGAUGACAGCAUCCCAUCAGCCAAUAACUCCGACAGAGAUGACAUUUCAGAAAUACAUUCACUGACAUCAGACCAUUCCAAUCGAUCCCACGGGCGAGGCAGUCGAUCACGUUCGCCUGACAAGUCUGAGCCAUCGGACCAUCUCCGUCACUCACCUCGGCAGAUCAGUAAUGGCAGCCACCGAAGUCGAGAUGAGGAUCGUCUGUCCAAACCAGGGGCCAUAUCUACACCAGUCAAAAGCUCUGAUGAUGGUGUCUUGUCACAGGCCAGUGACCAAGCCAGCUCCAGAGAUGACAAACUGUUACCUCCGCUGCCUGAACCAAAGCCAGUUUAUGCACAGCCUGGUCAGCCUGAUGUGGACCUGCCUGUCAGCCCCUCUGAUGCCCCUGUACCCAGCGCCGGUCAUGACGACAGCAUUCUCAGGCCAAGUAUGAAGCUGGUCAAGUUCAAGAAGGGAGAGAGUGUCGGUCUGCGGUUAGCCGGAGGGAACGACGUGGGAAUUUUUGUGGCAGGAGUUUUGGAGGACAGUCCUGCAGCCAAGGAGGGGCUGGAGGAGGGAGACCAGAUUCUCAGGGUGAACAAUGUGGACUUUGCUAACAUCAUUAGGGAGGAGGCUGUGCUGUUUCUGCUGGAUCUUCCAAGAGGAGAGGAAGUUACAAUCCUGGCUCAGAAGAAGAAGGAUGUAUAUCGGAGGAUAGUGGAAUCGGAUGUGGGCGACUCCUUCUACAUCCGCACACAUUUCGAAUAUGAAAAAGAGUCACCGUACGGGCUGAGCUUUAACAAAGGCGAGGUGUUCCGUGUGGUAGAUACUCUGUACAACGGCAAACUAGGCUCCUGGCUCGCGAUUCGUAUCGGCAAGAACCAUCAGGAAGUGGAAAGGGGCAUCAUCCCCAACAAGAACAGGGCUGAGCAGCUUUCCAGUGUGCAGUACACCCUUCCCAAAACCCCAGGGGGCGAUAGAGCAGAUUUCUGGCGAUUCCGUGGAUUGCGAAGCUCCAAGAGGAAUUUGCGGAAGAGCAGGGAGGACCUGUCAGCCCAGCCGGUUCAGACCAAGUUCCCUGCCUACGAGAGGGUGGUGCUGAGGGAAGCUGGGUUCCUGAGGCCUGUGGUCAUCUUUGGGCCAAUAGCAGAUGUGGCCAGAGAGAAACUGGCUAGGGAGGAGCCUGAUGUUUUUGAACUAGCAAAAACACAGCAACAACAAGGAGGGGAAAAGAGUGAACCAAGGGAUGCGGGAACUGACCAGAAAAGCUCCGGCAUCAUUCGCCUGCAUACCAUUAAACAGAUCAUUGACCGGGACAAACAUGCAGUGCUGGACAUCACCCCUAAUGCAGUGGACCGUCUGAACUACGCCCAGUGGUAUCCAAUUGUGGUGUUUCUCAACCCAGACACGAAGCAGGGUGUCAAGAACAUGAGGACCCGACUCUGCGCCGAGUCUCGGAAGAGCGCCAGGAAGCUUUAUGAACGUGCCCUCAAAUUAAGGAAGAACAACCACCACCUCUUCACUACAACCAUUAACUUGAACAGCAUGAAUGAUGGUUGGUUUGGAGCACUGAAGGAGAUAAUCCAGCAGCAGCAGAACCAGCUGGUGUGGGUUUCAGAGGGCAAGGCUGACGGGGCAGCUGAGGAUGACCUGGACAUCCAUGACGACCGUCUGUCCUACCUGUCGGCACCGGGCAGUGAGUAUUCCAUGUACAGCACCGACAGCCGCCACACCUCCGACUACGAGGACACGGACACGGAGGGUGGAGCCUACACCGACCAGGAGCUGGACGAAACACUGAAUGAUGAUGUGGGUCCACCUACGGAGCCUGCCAUCACCCGCUCCUCAGAGCCUGUCCGUGAGGACCCGCCUGUCAUCCAGGACCCCCCUGGCUACGCUGGCUACCAGCACACAGUGCAGCCGGACCCGCUGAACCGCAUCGACCCGGCUGGGUUCAAGGCACCAGCGCAGCAGCAGAAAGCAGAGGCCGCUGCCGUCCCUAGCAUCCCCCAGCAGCAUGAGCCCCUGGCUGAGACAGUGCCCCCUGCUGUCGACGUUACUGUAAAAACUGUAGGGGGUCUGAGCCCUGACGAGGCUCCUGCAUCUCCCCAAAGCCAGCCAAGCCCCAUCCCAGAGGCUGGUUCACUUAGGAGGCCCACCCCUGAGCUAGCCCCACAGAGCAUCACACCAGAACCUCUACAGUCUGGACUGGCCAGUUCAGAACCAAAGAUGUUUCAGAAGGAUCCAUACAGCACAGACAACACAGGGAGAAUUGGUCACAGCAUGAAGCCUGUGACUUACAACCCUCAGCAGGGAUAUCACGCUGACCAGCAGCCAUACAGAGAUUACGACCACCCACCUAGUCGGUAUGAUGUCAGCAGCAGUGGAGUCAGCAGCGGAGGUGGUUACCCAGAACCAAAGUACCGUAACUUUGACUCUCAUGCACCCUACGAGAACAGUGUGCCUCACUACGACCAGCAGCAGUGGAACCCCUACAACCAGCCACUCUCCACUGCCAACUCCCAGGGCUUCGAUCCCCGUUUGCCAUACGGUGAUGGCCCUGAGUCCCAGUACACCCCUCCGCUCCGCUACGACGAGCCUCCACCUCAGCAGGGAUUCGACGGACGGCCUCGCUACGGUAAACCAACAGGUCCAGCGCCUGUCCGUUACGAUGAUCCCCCACCUCCUGCUCCAGCGCAUGAUCUGCACUACGACCAGGAUUCUCACCUGACCACGUACCCCCCAGCUGCCCGCUCCCCAGACCCCGCUGCCCAGCGGCCUGCCUAUAACCAGGGACCAGCACCGCAGCAAAAAGGCUUCAAACCUCAGCAGUAUGACCCUGCUCCUGUGAACUCUGAAACCAGCCCCACCCCACCUCCCAAAGCAGAGGCCCCCUCACCUUCUCCCACGGAUGCUCUAAAGCCUGUCGCUGCCAGAGAAGAGCAACAGGAGGACGACCCCGCCAUGCGGCCACAGUCUGUCCUGACGAGGGUCAAGAUGUUUGAGAACAAACGCUCCGUGUCCAUGGACCGAGCCAGAGAUGCAGGGGAUUCAUCUGGGAACAGGGCUGCUGAUUUACCCUUGAAAGCAGGAGGAGUAAUCCCCAAAGCUAAUUCUCUGAGCAACCUGGAUCAAGAGAAAACCUUUAGAGCCCCAGAGCCUCAGAAGCCUCAGUCCAAAGUAGCUGAUGACAUUGUGCGUUCCAACCAUUAUGACCCUGAUGAGGACGAGGACUUCUACAGGAAACAGCUCUCUUACUUCGACAGGCUCCAGGCUGGCCCCAACAAACCCCAACCACAAGCACAAACAACCCACAGCUACCCCAGGUCAGAGUCUGUGGAGAAACCAAGUCCAGUGGAGAAAAGAUAUGAGCCAGUUUCCCAGGUGACGCCUUCUCUGCCACCAGCCACACUGCCCAAACCCUCACCUGAAGCCAAGCCUCCCGCCCGAGAGGACACAGUUCAGACCAAUUUCCUGCCUCACAAAAGUUUCCCUGAGAAGUCUCCGGUUAAUGGCACUAGUGAACAGCCUCCAAAAACUGUCACUAGCACCGGGGCUCCACCAGCAUCCAGCUACAACCGCUAUGUGCCCAAGCCCUACACCACCUCUGCCAGGCCUUUUGAGCGCAAGUUCGACAGCCCUAAAUUCAACCACAACCUUCUGCCCAAUGACAAACCAGAGAUCGCUCCAAAGGGUCGUACCAGCCCGGUGAAGCCUCAGAUACCCCCACAGCCCCAGAACACAGACCCCGACAGCGGCCUGGACACUUUCACACGCACUAUGGACCACCGCUCCAAAUACCAGCACAAUAACAUCAACGCUGUGCCCAAGGCCAUCCCUGUGAGCCCCAGUGCCCUGGACGAUGACGAUGAUGAAGAUGAGGGCCACACAGUGGUUGCAACCGCUCGGGGUAUCUUCAACAGUAACGGUGGCGUCCUGAGCUCCAUUGAGACAGGCGUUAGCAUCAUUAUCCCACAGGGAGCCAUCCCUGACGGCGUGGAGCAGGAGAUCUACUUCAAGGUCUGCCGAGACAACAGCAUCCUGCCGCCACUCGACAAGGAGAAAGGAGAGACCCUGCUCAGCCCGCUGGUGAUGUGUGGACCUCAUGGCCUCAAGUUUUUGAAGCCUGUGGAGCUACGCUUACCUCACUGUGCGUCAAUGACCCCUGAUGGUUGGUCUUUUGCUCUAAAAUCCUCCGACUCCUCGUCGGGUGACCCAAAAAGUUGGCAGAACAAGUCUCUCCCCGGCGACCCCAACUACCUGGUGGGAGCCAACUGUGUUUCUGUGCUCAUCGACCACUUUUAAAGACGGGCCAGCAGGUGUGAUGUUACUGAAUGUUGGAUCCAUGGGGUAAAAUGCCGAGGGAUGGACACACAUAAACACACAAACACACACACGCACACACACUGACUGAUGCACUCCAAACAAACCAUACACACCUCACUAAUGGAGUAUGAAGAAGAUCCAGUCAGUGCUGUUUACUGCGCCCAUGGAUGAAGGAGAGACACUGAUGAUCGUUGCAAACUUACCACCCCCCCCCCACACCACCACCACCUCCCCCCAAAUAUUGAAGUUUUGAUGUGAAAUGAAACCAUUGAUGCAUGCCCCAUGCCACUGAGGAUUUACACUCUAUAUAAGGCGAUGUUUAAUGUGAUUUUGACAUGAAUAUAAAUGGAUGGAUGGUUUUUGAAGUUGUGCAACCAGUGUACAUACUUUUAAAAAACCUGUGUCGGUAUAUUUAUGCUAUAUAUGCAUACAGUAUAUAUAGUAGUAUAGAGAAAAUUUACUAAAAAUUUAUGAAGUCAACAUGUUAUUUUUCAGUUCAGGUGACUGAAUAUAAAUAUGUAUCUCCACGUUUUUUUUUUCUCCACUUAUUAAUGAAGGUUUGAGACAGAUGACGGUGACAUUUGCAAGUAUCUGUUGAAGGAAACAUCAGCUGGACAUGAACCCAAGCAGCGCACUUGUAGAAUCGUUCUUCCUUAAACUUCUUCCUUCCUUGCUUUUCUUACAGUAAUAUCUCAUAGCUUGAUUUCUUAUCGAGUACCACAUCUCUCCUUCCAGCCUGAGGGAGAUCUAUGCAUGUUCUUUACUCAGGUCCAGUAGCCUCCUCAGUUCCUUCUUUCACAUCUCAGUUUCUCUCUUUCUUUCUCUACUUCUCUCUCUCUCUCUCUCUCUUUUUCUUUCUGUCUCUCUCUGUGCACUCUUGCACUCACACACAAAUAAGCAGCGAUGCCUUAUCUGCAGAUUAUUCACUUUUCAUUAAGAAAAAAAAUAAGUUAUGAUAAAUUAUGGUAUAAUGUCAUUUUGUUUUGCCAUUUUUUUUGUGAACCCACUGUAUAAAUGAACUUGGGUUUAGCACACAAUAACGGUUGAUAAAGGAUAACAAAGGUAUGCUCUUCUUUUAUCUGCUAUGCAUUACUUUAAAAAAAAAAAAAAAAACAACAGAAAAGAAGUGGCUGUAAAUAAAGCUAGCAUAUUGCCUUGGUUCUUUUGUUUGUAAAUGAACUUUUUGUAAGUCUUUCUUUUUUGUAUAAAACUUAGAGAAAACAUGUUUUAAAAAGUGGAAGAAAGUGAACGUGGUUAUCUUUGUAUUCUGGAUAUACCCUCGAGCCUUGGAACUUGUAACCUGACAAUAAUUCAUCACACCUUUUCUACAAAUAUGUUCAAACUCAAUUACGGUCACAAAAAAAAAAGGUCUUUUUGUGGUUAUUUAAGGAUCAGGAAAGUGCUUGGGCUAAAAUACAUUUAAAACAUGUUCUUUUAAAAGGGUGUGCUCUCAAAGUGUCCCCCUCACCAAUUUGUGAUACUGGAUGCUGUAUUGUGUGCCCUUAAAUGUAUUUUUGUACUAAUAGACAAUAUAUUAUGUAUGGCACACCAGUACCAUUUUAUUUUUAGAUAUAACACGGCUUUAAUUGGAUAUUAGCUCUUCACGUGUGGCUGACUUUUUUUUUUCUCCUCUGCAACACAAUUUUAAGUAUACCACUGUAUUAAUAAAUAAAAUCAUUUUUAAAGUAAA
Molecule: messenger RNA, 7621 nt
Organism: Thunnus maccoyii (southern bluefin tuna)
Lineage: Eukaryota; Metazoa; Chordata; Actinopteri; Scombriformes; Scombridae
Gene: tjp1a
Product: tight junction protein 1a
Exons: 31
Coding region: 472-5910 (1812 amino acids)
Biological process (GO): cell-cell junction organization; establishment of endothelial intestinal barrier; cell-cell adhesion
Cellular component (GO): plasma membrane; bicellular tight junction
Molecular function (GO): cell adhesion molecule binding
Source: RefSeq, a predicted model, not a curated record